Dentiscutata erythropus is the source of this 459-nucleotide messenger RNA. The record is from the annotation of a GenBank genome assembly. NCBI's taxonomy places the organism in Eukaryota, Fungi, Glomeromycota, Glomeromycetes, Diversisporales, Gigasporaceae.
AUGCAUGUGCAUAAAUCUUCCUUAUCAAUAAAAAUAAAAAAUUUAUUGGAGCCAAGAGGAUUUAAAGUUAAGCCCUUAUACUCUACCGAACAAUAUUCUACUAUUGAAGUCUCUUUCGAAGGAUUCCUUCGUAAUCUUAUUAUUUGGAAUAAAGAAAUUUCUAAUAGCAAUGAUUAUCUUGAGCUAUACCAAAUAGCUUCAAAGUUUAGAAAAGAAACAAAGAAAAGUCUUAAAAACAAUAUGUCAUAUUUAAGCGAAUAUGAGAUACUUGACGAUCUAAAAGAAGAAUAUUUCGAUUUUUAUGCUAAUGCUAAAAAUAUAAAAGACGACAUAAAACUUAUAUUUGUACCUUACAUGACAACAAGUACGCUUGGUCUUAAAAAAUCUAUAAUUGAAUAUAAUUAUAUAUUAUUUACCCAAAGACUAAAGAAGUGUCUUGAAAACUUUACUCAAAAUUAA